Molecule: messenger RNA, 1344 nt
Organism: Populus euphratica (Euphrates poplar)
Lineage: Eukaryota; Viridiplantae; Streptophyta; Magnoliopsida; Malpighiales; Salicaceae
Exons: 7
Source: RefSeq, a predicted model, not a curated record
AUCACUGUCGCCUUCAAACCCUCAUCUUCUCUUCCUCUCCCUCUUCCUCUGCUUCUCUCCUCUAAUCACUGUCGCCUUCAAACGCCGCUGUCUCUUUCUCUAUCAUUCGCAUUUUCUUAUCCUCUUCGCGCCACUAUUACCGCAAAUUCUAGACAAAUCAAAACCCUAAUCCUUGCUUCGUCGAAUUCAGAUUCUUCCUUCGACGGAUUCGGUUUUAAUCGAGAGCCACGUUCCACCGAUAAGAAAUCACUUCUUUCAGAAUUGAUACAAGAGAUAGAGCCAUUAGAUGUGAGCCUUAUCCAAAAAGAUGUUCCACCUGCUACUUUGGAUGCUAUGAAGAGGACCAUCUCGGGCAUGUUGGGCUUACUUCCAUCAGACCGAUUUCAAGUUUUUAUUGAGGCUUGGUGGGAAUCUCUCUCAAAGUUAUUGGUCUCUUCAAUGAUGACAGGGUAUACACUACGAAAUGCUGAGUGUAGACUUUGCCUUGAAAGAAACCUUGAUAUACACGAAGAAGAUUCUGAAAAGCAAGUGCAGGGAAAUUCAAAAAACAAUUUUCAAGGGUUAGUGCUAGAGAGUGAAGAAACAAAUCAAAGUCUUGGAAAAGAUACUGAAUUUGAAAAAAUUGCAGAAGACCUAUCUGAUGACAUCAAUAUCCAAGGCCUUGGUGAAAUAUCCCUUGAAGCUCAGCAAUAUAUUCUUCAUUUACAAUCUCAUUUAUCUUCUGUGAAAAAGGAACUACAUGAAGUUAGGAUGAAAAGUGCUGCUCUUCAAAUGCAUCAAUUAGUCGGCGAAGAAAAGAAUGAUUUACUGGACUACUUAAGGUCACUACAACCAGAGAAGGUUGCUGAGUUAUCCGAACCAACAUUCCCUGAAUUAAAAGAAACGAUCCAUUCUGUAGUCCAUGGUCUCCUGGCAACCCUUUCUCCUAAGAUGCAUUCUAAGACUCCUCCACAAUCAGAGAACACAUCACCUGGAUCGCUAAAUAUUGGAGUUGAUUGUGCUGAACUUGUUGAGAACACUUCGCUUCAUUUCCAGCCCCUCAUUUCAUUGACAAGGGACUAUCUGGCACGACUACUUUUCUGGUGUAUGCUUUUGGGGCACUACCUGCGAGGCCUUGAGUACCGAAUGGAGCUGAUGGAACUUCUAUCCUUGACAAGCAAUGAAGAAAAUGAUUCCUGUGAAGACAGGCAUUAUCCACAUAAGAUUUUUCAAUCCAACUACAGUUCAGGAGCUCUGACCCUUUUUCGCUUGACGGUGGAGGAUACUUAUAACUGCAGACCAAAUCACGUUACAAUGGGUAGUGUGCUUUCAGCUUGUGCUCAGUUUGGUGAUCUUGAGCUUUGA